Messenger RNA from Neurospora crassa OR74A, 1264 nucleotides. RefSeq lists its product as hypothetical. The transcript has a single exon. Lineage: Eukaryota; Fungi; Ascomycota; Sordariomycetes; Sordariales; Sordariaceae. Bases 167 to 601 code for a protein of 144 amino acids. The record is from RefSeq and is a predicted model, not a curated record.
GUGACCUUGGAUGUUACAUACCUUAUUAUGUGGCUCCCUGCAAGAGGCCGCUUCAGGGCCUCGACUCGGGCAAGCAAACAGUGAACUCAACGCUCUGUUGUUGUGAGUGUGCGACUGAAAAUACAACCACCAGUCGUUGCCUCACCCUGGAGAGAAUCGUCCACCAAUGUCGGAUAACGUCGAAAGAAAGAGGACGCCAACCUAUCCGUUCAGCCUCUCUCCGCCUCGCUUUCUCGUACGCGUGGGAGAGCCGAGGCGUGUUCGGUUCAUUCUUGUCAUAAUCUCGAGAGCUCUCUGGCGAAAAUUCACCACGAAGUACAUGAUCAACCAGCAGGCCUUGUUCGCACGGCCGAACCUGGAAUAUGAGCGUCAGGGUCACUCACGUGCAUUGCUUCCUAAGACCCGUGGAGCCGUCUCGCCCUCUGUUCUGGGGAAGGUGGACUGGCCGACUGGGUCCAGGCCAGGAUCACGAUGCCGUGGCGGCAGCAAAGUCGAUGACAUGCAUUUCGUUCCAGAUGAAGUCAUGGCCGGGCCCAAGGCUGCCGACAAUCUGAUCCCCUCACAUGCUGUGAAUAGCCUCAUUCGUCGCUCCGAUAAGUAAUGCUGGCAAGUCCGCCUCACCAGAACUUGCGAUCUGGCCCGAUUUGCGUUCCCUUGAGCACAGUGCUGGAGAGGGCCGUGUUUGCCAGGCUGAUUCAAGGGUAUGAAGUGUUGCAUUCGCUUCUCGCACCAGACUGGCCACCAACUGCCCCCGGCCAGCCGUGGCUGCUGUCGGCAUUCCGAGUGGAACCCUUGAUGGCGGCUAUCCUCGCUGUUCUGAUGACGUUCCUGUCAGCAUUGCAGCGCGGCCGAUUGCGGACGACCCUCUUCUUAUCACCAUGGGUAUCAUGGCAUCGUGAAAGAUAUUACUGGAAAAACAAAACCCUCGGCAGUUUGUAGGCACUUCAAAAGCUUGGAGCGAUCGAACAUCAUUUCCUGGUGCCGAUAUCGUUUUCAACUUCAACAUUUGCGCGGAGGCUUGCCAAAUCUCAGCACGGCCAAGUAUCGUGGCUUGGAAUUUGGGGAAGUGGGGUAGUUAAGGAAAGGGACGGAAUUGAGAUAACGGCGGGGAUUUGAUGAUGGCUUUCUGGUGAAUCGCGGGUGAAUCGCGCGGUCGGAAAGGCCUUUGCGUCAUUGGAAUAUUCGUGUCCAUGCAGCACCUACUUCUAGGAUGGGCCGUGUACAUAGUAAAGACGGCAAAUAUUCGAUUUAAGGAGGCGCAAAC